Molecule: messenger RNA, 810 nt
Organism: Mycotypha africana
Lineage: Eukaryota; Fungi; Mucoromycota; Mucoromycetes; Mucorales; Mycotyphaceae
Exons: 2
Coding region: 1-810 (269 amino acids)
Source: RefSeq, a predicted model, not a curated record
AUGUCAAACUAUGAAACAGAUAGCUAUAGUAGUAGUAGCAGCAGUAGAAACAGCAAUGGUAAAAAGCUGACACAAAAGCUGAAGAGAUUCUCUACUUUUAUUUCAAAGAAAAUCAAAACAAAGCUGAACACUACGACAACCACAACCACAACGAAUCCUUGUAGUAGUAGUUUGACAGCAACAGACAUCAAAGAUAUAGAUCCUCUGGUCGAGAUAAAACAAGAACCAUCCAACAUGCAAAAAGAUAAGAGCCAUUUCAAAAAAAGGCACAGCAGUUAUAUCUCAUCUUGUACGAAAACACCGCCCCUAUCCAACACAACGCCAAGAAGCUAUUUUUCUUCAAUUGAAUUGAAGAACAACAACAACAACAACAACACCAGCAAUGGUAGUUAUAAUAAAGUAGAUAUAUUGAAAGAACAGUAUUAUUAUGACAAAAAUGAUAACCACGAUUUGGACCAUCUUUUAUCAUCCUCAUUAUCUCCACCUCCAAGAUCACAAAUCAACAAAUCGAAAUCGACUCUUAUCACUAGCGGUAGAAAGAGUACUGAUGACGCUGGAUGCGUCAAUCAGCGUCAUAAACCUAGUCUUUGUAGAAGUAACACGCUAGGCACCUAUUACCAAUAUUACCAUCAAUACCAUAGAGCUAAACAUCUCGCCCGUCCAGUGAGUCAUAGCAGUGAGAACAGUGAUCGAUACGUGGACGAUGGCAAUACUAGUGUUAUGACAUCAGCCACGAGUUUCACAACCACUACGUUAACGGCCGUCGCCACUCCUCAGACCAGCACUGCAGCCGCACACGUUCUUUUGUAA